CAAUCCCGGUUCUCUUUCCCGUUCCUUUUUCCCAUUAUUUUUUCCCCUUCCCGUUCUCCUGCCGUGUCUGGCAGCGGGAUCCCCUCCCUCGGCAGCGGAGCGGGGCCGCGGCAAGGCGGAAGCGCGGGCGGCGGGGGCGUGGCCGCAUCGCUGACCCGCGCCCACGUGUUCGGCGGUGCACGCGGAGCCGCCAACAUGGAGCAGGCCGGAAGUGGCAGCGAGGAUUCCGAAGGGAGCCAGGACAGCGUUUAUUCCGGCCUGGAAGAUUCCGGAAGCGACAGCGAAUCCUCCGGGAAUUCCCACUCGGAAGAGGAAGAGGAGGAGGAGGAAGAGGCUCCCCAGGCCGGAUCCGCCCCCGUUCCCGGGAAAACCCCGGGAGACGAUUCCCGGCCGGAAAGGGACGAGUACCAGGAGGACAGCUCGGAUGAGGAGGUGAGAUCCGCCGGAAUUCCGGGAAUUUUAUCCCGGGAAAAAUCAAAACGCGCAG
This is a messenger RNA of Pseudopodoces humilis (Tibetan ground-tit), 487 nucleotides long. The record is from RefSeq and is a predicted model, not a curated record. NCBI's taxonomy places the organism in Eukaryota, Metazoa, Chordata, Aves, Passeriformes, Paridae.